This is a messenger RNA of Bicyclus anynana (squinting bush brown), 1362 nucleotides long. RefSeq names its product collagenase-like. Gene Ontology annotation, molecular function: serine-type endopeptidase activity. Gene Ontology annotation, biological process: proteolysis. NCBI's taxonomy places the organism in Eukaryota, Metazoa, Arthropoda, Insecta, Lepidoptera, Nymphalidae. The coding region runs from base 310 to 1209 and encodes 299 amino acids. The record is from RefSeq and is a predicted model, not a curated record. The transcript is spliced from 5 exons.
UUGUGUAUCUGCCAUCCUUGACACGUAAAGCUUAGAACCUGCUCUGAGGCUACGACUUCACCGUUAUCAGAAGUGGAGUUUGGUCUUUAUCCGCCGUUAUAUACAUAAAUAUAUAAUGUUAAAUGUAAAGUCAACACAAAAUUGUGCUAAAUUCAGAUCACUUAUUGCGGGAAUUUUGGAGGCACGUAACAUAUCUAAUAGUAUAAAAUCAUGGGAUAUAAUCUUAUAAUCAAUCAAGUAAAAAUACCAAACAAAGAUUAAUAGUUAAAAAUAAAUUAUCAGAUAAGAUUAACAACUUAAUAAAUAUCGAUGUGGACUCCUAUGCAUCAGACCACAAUAUCAGCAAUAAUGAAACUCCUGGUCAUCAUUUUUGGGCUGGUGGCAGCUGUUGCCUCGGAGGUGGAGUUCCCCCCGAUCUUCCAGGACUACCACGAGGAAAUCGGUAUCCCGGCGGCCAAGCGUAUCAAGCUGUUUGAAGAUUCCCUUGACUUUGACGGCUCCAGGAUUGCUGGUGGGCAACCAGGGCGUCUUGGGUCGCAGCCUCACUUGGGUGGUCUGAUAAUCGCCCUGACCGACGGCAGACAAUCAGUGUGCGGCUGCUCCCUCCUCAGCAACACCAAGGCGGUGACGGCGGCCCACUGCUGGCGGUUCGGCAGCUUCCAGGCGAGGAAGUUCACUGCUGUCUUCGGCUCCACCCGCCUAUUCAGCGGGGGCCAUCGUACUGACACCAGUAACGUCGUCAGCUACCCCAAGUACAGACCCACCGUAAUGGACUACGAUGUCGCUGUCAUGACCUUGGACUUCGUUCCUUUUAGUAACUACAUCAGAGCCAUCGCAGUGGCUACUGGUACUGAUGACUUCGUCGGCGUGUGGGCCUCAGCUGCUGGGUUUGGCUCUACUGGAAACAAUCAUCCCAUUACCCAGGCUCAAUCUAAGAACGAGGCGAUACUCCCAGUUAUCACAAACGAAGUGUGUUCGCGAAGUUAUGGCGUCUUCGUGCUGGUGCCCUUCACCAUCUGCGGGGGAACGACACACGGUCAGAGCACUUGCCCAGGGGACUCCGGCGGCCCCCUCGCCGUCGGAACAGGAGAUGAUCGUAAGCUGAUCGGCAUCGUAUCGUUCGGUCACAUCUCGGGUUGCGAGAACGGGCACCCGAUUGGCUUCUCCCGAGUCACGUACUUCGCACCUUGGAUCAUCAGCCAACUCUGAAGAAUACCAAUAACGCAGCAGUUGAGGGGUUGGACGCAAAGAAAGCUCCUAGAGUCGGUCAACUUUCGCCAAAAACACUUUUAAUACUUUCAUUUCACUUUUCUCUAUUACGGUUACUACAACUAUAUUACAAAUAAAACAGUGAUUUAGCUA